CGACAACUCCCCGUCUCAUUGAGUUAGUCUUCAAAAGUAUCUUCAAUACCCAUAAUUCAUCGGUGUCCAGUGGACCAAAUUUUCUGUGGUGCUGUCUUUAGUGGCGGCUUGCUUUACCUCUUGUCUUUUUGAUCCUCUUUCGCAUUCUUCCCGAAACACCGGUAACCUUUCUCCUUGUAUAUCGAACCUUGUCUUCCCCGGCAAACACAAAAUGAGCGCCCACGAUUUUGUCGAGGGGGAGGCCAUGUUAGACGAUGAGGAGAAUGAAGAGGAAUUGGCCGAUGACUACGACGGUGAAGGUGGUGAAGUCCAUCAGGGUGCUGGCCCUGCGAAUCACUACGACUCAAGUGAAGAGGACGAGGAUGACGAGGACGACGAGGAGGCUGCCCGCGCAGUUCGAGAAGGUUUCAUUGUCGAUGAAGAUGAGGAACUCGAGGAACGCGCAGAGCGCCGGCGCGAGAAAAGGAAGCGCCGUAGGGAAGAACGCGAGCGUGAAGAUGAGCAUCUAGAUGAGGAAGAUUUAGAACUUAUUGGAGAACUCAAUCCAUCGCUCCAGGCCCCGGUUGCUGCAGAGUCUAAAUUCAAGCGCUUGAAACGUGGACACAAAGAUCGUGACCUUCGACAACCAUCUCAGGGUAUUGACGAUAUCUUCAAUUCGGACGAAGAAGAGGAAACUGCAGGUGACUAUGGCAGACUUGGACAUAGAAGGCCUAUGCAUGAUGAGAUGGAUGACUUCAUCGAGGAGGAUGUCUUUUCAGAUGAGGAGCUACAACGAGAACGAGAGGAUCUGGAGAUUGCGCGUCCUGCGAGGAAGGGUAUGACCGGUCUUGGAGGUACUGAUGCUGCCGGCUUGGAUGAGAACGCCCUGGAGGACAUGCGCGCCGCCUUCGGAGAUGGAAACGAAUACUUAUUUGCCUUGGAGAUGGAGGACCAUGAAGAAGAGCAGGACGAAGUUGACGAGAAACACCUGGACCUUAAGGAUGUCUUUGAGCCAUCUCAGCUGGCGGAGAAGAUGCUAACGGAGGAGGACAACCAGAUCCGUCUGUUGGAUGAACCAGAAAGACAUCAGAUUGCUCGAAAACCGUAUCGCAAUGUUGUCUUGACUGAAGACCAAUUCCGAGAAGAAGCCGCCUGGAUCUCCAACCUCAUGCUCCUCAAGAAGCGUAUUGAGCCCGAGCUGCGCGAACCUUUCCAACGCUCUGUAGCCAAGGUGCUUGAAUUCCUGGUGACAGACGAUUGGGAAGUCCCAUUCAUAUUUCAGCAUCGCAAGGACUACAUGAUCCACGCUGUCAAGGCUACUGCUGAGGGCACCGGUGAAGAUGGCGAUGCGUCUCAGUACACGAUACGGGCGGAAAAACUUUUAAACAUGACAGAUCUCUGGGACAUAUUUGAGCACGACCUUAAAUUCAAGGCUCUGGUAGAGAAACGAAGUACUAUCCAGAAAACCUAUGAUAAUCUGCAGAGUCUGUUCAAUGUGAGCGAUCCUGUUGUGGAGGAGAUGCUUCCAGCAGCUGUUACCAUGGAGGAGCUCCAAGAUGUACAGGAUUAUAUUCACUUCCAAUACGCGUCUCAACUACGGGACAUGACUCUCAUGAACGGCGAUGCCAACGGUGAAACACACCGGCGAAAGGCGUCAAGCAAGACCUUCUUCGAGCGUGUUCGGAAUGGUAAGGCAUAUGGCUUGGUGCGCGCAUUCGGUAUUUCAGCAGACGCUUUUGCGCAAAAUGCUCUGAAGGAGGGUCGUCGUCAGUACACGGAAGACCCAGCAGAGCGGCCGGAGGAGAUGGCCGAUGGGUUCGUGGAUAAUGACUUUUCUAAUGCAUCGCAUGUUGUCAAAGCAGCUAAGAGCCUGUUUGCCGAGGAAAUUGUGAUGAGUCCUAAGAUGCGCAAGGUGGUGCGCCAGGCGUACUACAUGAAUGGUGCUGUUGACUGCUUUCGAACGGAGAAGGGCCUGCGUAGGAUCGAUGAGCAACAUCCGUACUACGAGUUUAAAUACCUCCGAAACCAGCAACUGAGUGACAUCGCUCGUCGACCUGAACUCUAUCUUCGCAUGCUCAAGGCCGAAGAGGAGGGCUUAGUGGAAGUCAAGGUCCGCUUUGAGAAUUUUGACCAAUUUCGCCAACGUCUCUAUCCCGACAUUGAGUCUGAUAACUAUAGCGAAAUCGCGGACGGCUGGAAUCGUGCACGUCGGGACGUCUUGGAUAUGGCUCUUGGGAAGCUAGAGCGACUGAUCAACCGCAGCGUGAAGGAGAACAUCCGUCAAGAAUGUGAAAAUCAUGUGGCGAAGGAAUGUCGAGAAACUUUCUCUCAGCGAUUGGAUCAAGCCCCUUAUAAGCCGAAGGGAAUGGUGCUGGGAACUGUUCCCCGUGUCCUGGCUUUGUCUACUGGGACUGGUAUUGUCGGACGGGAGCCUAUACAUUGGACCUAUAUUGAAGAGGACGGUCGUGUGCUAGAGAAUGGAAAGUUCGUGGACUUGUCGAUUGGAGACCGUGAUCGCAAUAUCCCAGACGGCAAGGAUGUUGAGGCCUUUGUGGAGCUUGUGGAUCGUCGACGACCAGACGUCAUUGGCGUUAGCGGCAUGUCCCCCGAGACCCGUCGGUUAUAUAAACUUCUGGCUGAGGUUGUCGAUAAGAAAGACUUACGCGGUGCUCCGUACACUGAUGACCAUGACGAGGAGAUCAGUGAUCGCUUGGAAGUGGUCAUUGUCAACGACGAGGUGGCGCGACUCUACCAGCACAGCGAACGGGCAAAGAAGGACCACCCCAGCUUUGCUCCUUUGACACAUUACUGCGUUGCUUUGGCCAAAUAUCUGCAGAGCCCCUUGAAGGAAUAUGCCUCACUAGGCCGGGAUAUUGUUUCUAUUCAGUUCAAACCAGGCCAGCAGUUGGUCACCCAAGAGUUACUCCUGAAACAACUAGAAACAGCUUUGGUGGAUAUGGUCAAUCUGGUUGGUGUGGAUAUCAAUGAAGCAGUGACAGAUACCGCAACAGCCAAUCUUCUUCCUUACGUCUGUGGUCUUGGUCCACGUAAGGCAGCGCACUUGCUCAAGAUCGUUAACAUGAACGGCGGUGUAGUGAACAAUCGUGUGGAGCUACUAGGAGUGAAUGCACAGUACCCAGCAAUGGGUGUGAAGGUCUGGAACAACUGCGCUAGCUUCUUGUAUAUUGAUUUUGAGAAUGUCGAUCCGGACGCAGAUCCACUAGACAACACCCGGGUACACCCCGAAGACUAUGAUAUUGCUCGGAAGAUGGCUGCCGAUGCCUUGGAGUUGGAUGAGGAGGACAUCAAAGCGGAAACGGAUGAGAACGGCCCGGGCGCUAUCGUGCGUAAACUGUUCCGGGAAGAAGCACAAGACCGAGUCAAUGAUCUGAUCCUGGAGGAGUACGCCGAACAGUUGGAAAAGAAUUUGAACCAAAGAAAACGUGCUACACUUGAAACGAUUCGGGCGGAACUCCAACAACCGUAUGAGGAGCUGCGGAAGCAAUAUGUCUUCCUUAGUACGGAUGACAUCUUUACCAUGCUCACGGGCGAGACACCGGACACGUUGGCUGAAGGCAUGGUGGUGCCGAUCUCCAUUAAGCGGGUUUCAGACGACCACAUCGACGGCAAGUUGGAUUGUGGUAUCGACGCCCUAGUUCCCGAGUCGGAGCUCACCGACCGAUAUGAUAUCCCCGUUCGGGCGUUAUACUCACCACAUCAGACCGUGCCGGCUAAGAUCCUGUUCCUGAACCGGAAGAAUUUCACUUGCAACGCCUCUCUACGGGAGGAGCAAGUCAGUCGACCAGUGUCCAAUGUCCAGGAUCGCUUACGUGGGGAAUGGGAUGAGCGGCAGGAGCAACAGGAUCGUGAGUCCAUGCAGGAGAAAACGCAAAGUGGUGGACGAACAAUGCGUGUCAUCAAGCAUCCCUUGUUCCGGCCAUUCAAUUCCACUCAGGCAGAAGAGUUCCUGGGUUCGCAAAGUCGAGGCGAUGUGGUUAUUCGACCGUCGUCCAAGGGCCCAGACCAUCUGGCUGUGACAUGGAAGGUGGCUGAUGGCAUCUUCCAGCACAUUGAUGUGCUGGAGUUGGACAAGGAAAACGAGUUCUCCGUCGGACGGACUCUCAAGGUUGGGGGCCGUUACACCUACAGCGAUCUGGAUGAUCUGAUUUUCAACCACGUUAAAGCGAUGGCCAAGAAGGUUGAUGAAAUGAUGCUGCAUGAGAAGUAUCAGGAUGGCAUCAAGGACGCCACUUACUCCUGGUUGGAGACGUAUACAAAAGCGAAUCCAAAACGGUCCGCCUACGCAUUCUGUAUCGAUCCCAAACAUGCCGGGUAUUUCUUCCUCUGCUUUAAAGCCGGGGAAAAUGCGCGACUGCAGAGUUGGCCGGUGAAGGUGAUUCCUCAAGGCUACGAGCUCCAACGCAACCCAUAUCCUGAUAUGCGGGCGUUAUGCAAUGGAUUUAAGUUGCUAUUUACCAACAUGCAAGCAGGGAAGCGGAGGUAAAGAUAGGAAUGUGCUUUCUUUAUUCUUUAUAUUUUUAUGUUAUUUUUGUAUUCUCCUGUAUACUGUGUAACAAAUAUCCUUACGAUUCUGGAUGGAGUUGAUUUUACAUUCUCCGAAUUUCGAUUGCGAGGGGUAGAAAAGAUGGAACGUUUUCUUAUUAUUUUCCCCCAAUUUUUUUCCUCUCUUCUUUGCUGGAAAACGAUCAUCCAUUUGCUUUCCAAAAUUGAUAGAAAGAAAUAAGACUUCUAGAA
Messenger RNA from Aspergillus alliaceus, 4734 nucleotides. It is a transcript of the gene spt6, whose product is annotated as chromatin-remodeling histone chaperone SPT6. Lineage: Eukaryota; Fungi; Ascomycota; Eurotiomycetes; Eurotiales; Aspergillaceae. The transcript is spliced from 4 exons. Gene Ontology annotation, biological process: transcription elongation-coupled chromatin remodeling; mRNA transcription by RNA polymerase II; nucleosome organization. Gene Ontology annotation, molecular function: histone binding; nucleosome binding; DNA binding. Bases 212 to 4483 code for a protein of 1423 amino acids. Gene Ontology annotation, cellular component: transcription elongation factor complex. The record is from RefSeq and is a predicted model, not a curated record.